This is a messenger RNA of Sphenostylis stenocarpa, 1110 nucleotides long. Lineage: Eukaryota; Viridiplantae; Streptophyta; Magnoliopsida; Fabales; Fabaceae. The record is from the annotation of a GenBank genome assembly.
AUGGAAGCCAGAGAAGGAAUUAGUUCUGGGGUUACAGUGAUAGGGGCAGAAGCUCCAUCAGCUUAUCAUGUGGCCCCGAGGAGUGAAGCUCCGAACCAGGUUCAUGUCCCUGAUGGUGGUGGUGGUGGUGGCGGAGGCGGCGGCGGAAGCAACGGAGGUGGCGGCGGCAUUGGUGGUGCUGCAGCUAUUGGUGUCUCUCCUGUGAGUGUGGGAUUGGAUGGAACAGCAAAGAAGAAACGGGGUAGACCAAGGAAAUAUGGGCCUGACGGGUCUGUCACCAUGGCAUUGUCACCAAUGCCAAUCUCGUCUUCUGCUCCUCAUUCUAAUGAUUUUUCAUCAGGCAAGCGGGGGAAAAUGCGGGGUAUGGAAUAUAAGCAGUCUAAAAAAAUGGGUUUGGAUUAUAUAGGUGACUUCAAUGCAUGCUCUGAUGGUACAAAUUUUAUGCCACACAUCAUCACUGUCAAUGCUGGUGAGGACAUUACAAUGAAGGUGAUAUCGUUUUCUCAACAAGGGCCAAGAGCUAUAUGUAUCUUAUCUGCUAAUGGUGUAAUUUCAAAUGUUACUCUUCGUCAGCCUGAUUCUUCUGGGGGUACUUUAACUUAUGAGGGCCGUUUUGAGAUACUUUCCUUGUCUGGAUCAUUCAUGCCUACUGACAACCAAGGUUCAAGAAGCAGGUCUGGUGGAAUGUCUGUUUCCUUGGCUAGCCCUGAUGGCCGUGUUGUAGGUGGUGGAGUUGCUGGUCUUCUUGUAGCUGCCAGUCCUGUGCAGGUGGUGGUGGGAAGCUUUUUACCAAGCAGCCAGCAAGAACAGAAAAUAAAGAAGCCCAAGUCUACUGAUUAUGCAGCAGCAGCAGCAGCAGCUGCUGUUACUCCAGUUAUUGCAGUGUCUUCUGCACCAGCACCACCACCUCCACCUUCAACCAAUGCUGAAAAAGAGGAUGUGAAUAUUAAUGUGAUGAGUGGAGCACAUGUACUGCAAAAUUCUGGAAGUCUUAACCCUAACCUCAGUCCUCCCAAUGCCUUUAGAAGAGACAACUGGGUCAACAUGCACUCUAUGCCAGACUCAAGAAAGUCAGCUACAGAUAUUAACAUAUCUUUGCCUGAUUGUUAA